Molecule: messenger RNA, 2385 nt
Organism: Selaginella moellendorffii
Lineage: Eukaryota; Viridiplantae; Streptophyta; Lycopodiopsida; Selaginellales; Selaginellaceae
Product: leucine-rich repeat-containing protein 1-like
Exons: 17
Coding region: 13-1761 (582 amino acids)
Molecular function (GO): protein binding
Source: RefSeq, a predicted model, not a curated record
CUUGCGAUAGCUAUGGCUCCGUUGUUGCUGAAUGCGCCAGUGGGCCAUUCGUGUUCGUCCCGAUGCUCCACCAUAACCCAUUGCUCGGUUUUGCCAGCACCACCAAUCUCCUCGGGUAAAGGUUUCUUUUUUCCUUUGUUCUUCCCUUGCGAAGAAAAGAGUAUGAUAGAUUUGGAGGCUCGCAUCUCUGUAGCAGCUAGCACUGGAAGGCUCGACUUGAGCGAUUGUGGUCUCGAAGAAAUACCAGCGCAGGUCUUUGGUCUCUCGGAGCUUGUCGAUCUUUCGGUCGCAGGCAACCGCAUUACCAAUCUUCCCGAGGAGAUUUACAAGCUCAAAAACCUUCAAAGACUGGGACUUGCCGGAAAUUCUCUGCGUACUUUGCCAGAAAGUAUAGGCACCUUGACGCACUUGCAAGGAUUAUGGGUCCAUGGGAAUCUUCUUCACGCUCUUCCUCCACAAAUAGGCAAACUCGAGCAGCUCCGGUUUCUAGCACUCGCCGGUAAUCAGCUGGCCAUUCUUCCAGAAACGCUUUCCGGUCUUAAGAGCCUCGAGGUUCUUUCGGUGGCUGGCAACAAUCUCAUCGAGCUACCUUCUGGUAUUGGAUCUUUGUGCGCGUUGCGAAUUUUGGCAGUAUUUGGCAACCUCCUUUUCCAUCUUCCCUCAAGCAUUGGAAGCCUUCCAUCGUUGCAAGAGCUGUGGUUACAAGGGAACAGCUUGGAAAGCUUGCCAUCAACUUUAGACGGGCUGGUAUCUUUGAAACAGCUCUGCAUUGCGGACAACCAGCUUCAAUCCUUGCCCAGAUCUAUAGGAUAUCUACAAGCUUUGGAGUCUUUAUCACUGUAUGGAAACAAUCUUCAUCACCUUCCUCCAGCGCUCCAGGAUUUGAAAUCUCUUCGCAAUCUCUGGCUAGAGGGAAAUCCCUUUCAGGCUGAAUCCUUGUGUCACCUGCCAGAUGGUAUGAAGGCGUUUGGUGUAAGCUCAGAUGUGAAAUUGCCAGAUCAAAUCUCUUCCAAGCUCCUAGAAGUUUUAAGCGUAUCAGAUGUUGCUGGAACCGGAGACGCUGUGUCUGACGGUGGCUACUUCAAGCUUCACAGAUACAAUGCGAGAAAUCCAAAUUGGAAGGAAGCGACUGUUCUAGUUGUAGCAUUUGGAAGCGCUCCGGGUGUUCCCAACUGGGGAGGAUUGCUGAGCAGAGUCAAAAAAGAAAUGGAAGCCAGUGGAGUGACUCCAGCUUUCGACAUAUUAUAUGUUGUUGAUAGCUGGCGAUCUUGGUACACUCAAAACAAGGAACAAGUCGUGGAGCUGACCAGCAUUGUUAACUCGCGGCAGGAGCACCAACUUGGAAGCUAUUACAAGCGAGAACUGGAAGCUGCAGUGGAAAGCUACAAGCGAGUCGUCAUGCUGGGAGAUUCUAUGGGAGCAACAGCAGCAUUGCGCUUCUCACGGCUGGCUACUUCAGUUCUGGCCUUUUGCCCCCAGGUGGAUCUGGAGUCAUCCUCCAUCAGACCAGGGAAAGAUGCAUCGUGGCUGGAGCAGUACAAGCAAACGCUGCUCGACGCCGUCCGUGAGUCAAAUGCGGAUAUCUCCGUCCACUGUGGAAGCUGGUCACACGAUUGCGCUCAAGCAAGGAUUCUACCCGACACCAAGGUGACUGUCAAAGUUCACAGCGUGAACACGCACCGUCUCGCUAAAGAAUUGGAUUCACGAGGCUCUCUUGUGCCACUGAUCCGGAGCGAGAUCGAGAAAGAAAUGUCAUACUAAGCACUUGCGGGCCAGGCUUUAGACACGACCAACAUCGGAUUUGAGAGGAGAAGAAAAAGAAAAGUAAGCUUCCUGUUUGAUUCCGACUGCUGGACACGACGAGGUACUCUCGAGUGAAAGCGAGGGGAGCGAGAGCUCCUUUUGCUUUUUGCAGGGCUCCAGGCUUUCCUUGAGCCGCGCUUGUUUAGUCUUGAGUUUUUCCGAAUCGUGGUGGUGGUGGAGGUGGUGGUGGCAGCGAGAUAUCACGAACUUACAGCAAGAGAUUGGAACUUUUUUUUUUUUCUCCCUGCCAGGAAGAAGAAGAAAAGGAGAUCGAGCUAUGAAAGAAUUGGUUGGCUCGGCUCGGGUGGAUUCCAGAGAGGCAAUGCAGCAGCCAGAGGCGACAGCAGCAACAAGGAAGGAAUAAAAAGCUGGCUGGCUGGAUCCAAUUGGGAAAUCCGGGGAUCAAAACCGCGUGGUUGGAUCGAUCGAGUUUUUCUUCCUUUUUUCCUCCCAGGCGCAUUCAAUUCAACAACUGAAAGCGACACCGGAUAUUUCUCAGUGGGUUAGAAUCAAUCAGAGUUUGCGAGCGAUUCGCUCGUUCCUGUCGUUGCGAGAAAUGGAAGUUUUUGAGCGAAAGCAAAA